Molecule: messenger RNA, 1098 nt
Organism: Spodoptera exigua (beet armyworm)
Lineage: Eukaryota; Metazoa; Arthropoda; Insecta; Lepidoptera; Noctuidae
Source: the annotation of a GenBank genome assembly
AUGAUGAUGGAUCAGGCUCACUUCGGGGAGUACUUGUUGAGGCAACAAAUGUUGCACGCUGCGUCCCUCAGCGGUUUGCAACACCGCGUGGGUGCGGAUGCCGAACCGCCGGCUUGCGAGGCACGCCUGCUCAAUGGCGACCUCUGGCGGCGCUUCCACGACAUCGGCACUGAAAUGAUCAUUACUAAGGGAGGAAGACGCAUGUUCCCAUCGCUCCGCAUCUCGCUGGGUGGGCUGGACCCUCGUGAGGAGUACUGCGUUCUACUGGAGCUGUCCCUCGUUGGCCGACGGCGCUGGCGCUGGGCUGGCGGAGCUUGGGCAGCUGCUGGUGGUGCCGAACCUCAGUCUCCGAGGCGGCUCAUGCUACACCCUGACUCCCCAGCACCUGGCCACCACUGGACUGCUAACCCAGUUUCCUUCAGCAAAUUAAAACUUACUAAUAAUACAAUGGAUGCACAAGGACAUAUGGUUCUGACUUCCAUGCACAAGUACCGACCCCGAGUUCUGGUGGUGCGUGCUCGUGAUGCUGCAGCGCUCGCCUGGGGAGCGCCCCACGCGUCCUUCUCCUUCCCCGAGACGGAGUUCAUUGCUGUCACCGCUUAUCAGAAUGACCGCAUAACAAAAUUGAAAAUCGACAACAACCCGUUCGCUAAAGGCUUCAGAGCGUGUGGCCAGUCUAAGUGCAAGCGAAAGAAUCCAGACUCUGGUAGCGAAGGCAAUCCAGAGCCUAGCGCGGAACCCACUGACGCCAAGAGACCUUGUUCCGAUGCCGCGUCCUCUUGUUCCGAGGAGGGCAGCCUACGCUCCUCAUCGCCGAGGUCGCCGCCUUUAGUGGAAUCCCCUGCGCCACUCGUCACACCUCCAGAGAACAUAACUCCCCCACCAGCCGCGUUCUACCCUCCAGAGUUACCGUACCUGGGACCACUACAUAUGCCGAUGCCCCUAGGCCUUUGGCCCAGCAGUCCCAUGGCUAGCGGAUUCUCGUGGGGCCCCGCGCUACCGCCGCCCCUACCGCCGGCGCCUUCGCCCCCUGCCGCGCCGGCGCCCUGCCGACGGGUAAAGAGCUUCACGAUCAGCGCUCUACUCGGUGAAGGCUGA